UGCGCUAUGAAAUUAGUUUCUUUUGAAAACAACAACAACAAGACAAAUUGUCGUGCUCCAAAUUCUAAAAUGUAAUGAGUUCCAAAAUUGAAUCCGUGUCGGGUAGGAAGACAGCACAGGAGCACGUUAAGACGUUGGGCUACCGGUUUGUGGCGCGACUUGGCGAGGGUACGUUCUCAAAGGUUUACCUUACCGAGUACACAAGCCCGAACGCAGUUGGUGUUGAAAAGCUAGCUUGCAAGCUGAUCGACACGGCGGUGUGCAGUGCCAAGUUCCGGCGCAAGUUCUUACCACGGGAAUUGGCGGUUCUUCUACGAGUCCGGCAUCCGCACAUCAUCCGGAUCCAGGCGAUCGUCAAAUGUCACUCGAAGAUCUUCAUAUUUAUGCGGUACGCUGAACUGGGCGACUUGUUGACCUUCAUCCUAGCCCAUGGAGCUAUUGGUGAGAGUCAGAGCAGGAUUUGGGGACGCCAAGUCGGGCUGGCGUUGCAAUAUCUGCACGAAUCCGGGAUAGCACACCGGGAUCUCAAGUGCGAGAACAUCCUGAUCACCACGAACUUCAACGUCAAGUUGAGUGACUUUGGAUUUGCACGGCACGUGAUGCGAAGUCACGAGGUGGAACUGAGCAGCACCUACUGCGGAUCGUUCGACUACGCCUCGCCGGAGAUCCUCAAAGGGACUCCGUACAAUCCCAAAGCAUCCGACAUGUGGGCCUACGGAGUACUACUCUACGUCAUGCUCAACAAAUCGAUGCCCUUCAAGGGUCGUACAAAGGCAGUCUACGAGCUCCAGUUGGCUCGCAAGUGGCAGUUUAGAUCGCGAGUCCGCAGCAAGUUAUCCCACCAGGUCAAAUCCCUGGUAACGAACCUCCUAGAACCGAACCCAAUCAUUCGUUACACCAUCGACGAAACGCUCAUCAACGACUGGUUCAUGGACGUUCCCAAACUACGAGCCCUCAACCCAGACGAAUUCGUGUGCCUAGCCGAGGCCCGCUCCGUAACCAGGGCCUGCUCCAGCGACGUUCUGCACGUCCAAUCGAAGCUGCGCCAGUCCGGCAGCGACGUCAUAACGACCAUCAAGCAGGUCGAGCAACGAGACGCGCCCCAAUUUAAAUCCAAUUUGUCACUAAAGACGUCCACCAUCCUACUGCUGCAAGACGACUCCACGGUCAACGAUGCACCACCUGACGACGAAGAACGCCCUGAACCCGCCGACGAACCUGAUGAUCCCCAGCAGCAACCUUCCCCAGAUGAUACCCGUUCGUUAUAAAAUACAAACAAUUACGGCUCAUUAUUUUGUGUCUCCAUGGAA
Culex pipiens pallens (northern house mosquito) is the source of this 1310-nucleotide messenger RNA. Its product is annotated as testis-specific serine/threonine-protein kinase 6-like. Gene Ontology annotation, cellular component: cytoplasm. Lineage: Eukaryota; Metazoa; Arthropoda; Insecta; Diptera; Culicidae. The coding region runs from base 75 to 1268 and encodes 397 amino acids. The transcript has 2 exons. Gene Ontology annotation, molecular function: tau-protein kinase activity; ATP binding; protein serine/threonine kinase activity. The record is from RefSeq and is a predicted model, not a curated record. Gene Ontology annotation, biological process: microtubule cytoskeleton organization; protein phosphorylation; intracellular signal transduction.